Messenger RNA from Epinephelus fuscoguttatus (brown-marbled grouper), 9517 nucleotides. RefSeq lists its product as uncharacterized. The record is from RefSeq and is a predicted model, not a curated record. Gene Ontology annotation, cellular component: plasma membrane. Gene Ontology annotation, molecular function: calcium ion binding. NCBI's taxonomy places the organism in Eukaryota, Metazoa, Chordata, Actinopteri, Perciformes, Serranidae. Gene Ontology annotation, biological process: homophilic cell-cell adhesion.
CUCCCCACAAGCUCCUCCGAGUGUCUAAUACACUGGAAAAUCAAAGCGCGAGCCUCCCCCGUUCACACACCACCGGUGUUGCGCGUGGAGCACCAGAGAGAGAGAGAGAGAGGGAGAGGUGCUUUCACUCUCCUCUCCUCUCUCAUCCCCUUAGCUAAACUAUCCAGUAAACUUAUCCAUACACACAGAUGAUACCAACUUCAGUUUUUUGCUUUUUAAUUUUGGACAGGCUCUGCUUUUCUAUGUGCUUUUGAGCUGUACAGUUGAAUGGCUUUAUGAGGCGAAAGAUGUCUUGGUGAGGUGAUUUUACGCACGCCGCUGAAAUGGAUCACAGACUCUCUAGAGGCAGUUGGGUACCAGUGACUGGGCUGGUUGUAUGCCUGCUUCUGUGUGCGUGUGUAGUGGACCUGGUUCUUGCACAAAUUCGGUACUCCAUUCCCGAAGAGCUGGAGCAUGGAGCUUUUGUGGGCAACAUCGCCGAAGACCUGGGCUUGGAUGUUGCCAAGCUGUCAGCGCGCCGGUUUCGUAUAGUCUCCGGCGCAAAGAGGCAGUAUUUAGAAGUGAACUUGGAGAAUGGCAUCCUCUUUGUCAACGAAAAGAUAGACAGAGAGGAGCUGUGUGAACGAAGCCCGAGCUGUUUUUUACACUUACAAGUGGUCAUUGAAAACCCACUAGAACUGUACAGAGUGGAAGUGGAGAUUUUAGAUGUGAAUGACAACUCCCCCAGUUUCCCGUGGAGCGAGUUUAAUCUUGACAUCACUGAGUCGGCUGCGCCCGGCUCCUGUUUCCCGUUAGAGAGCGCACAGGACCAGGACGUGGGCACCAACUCUCUGCGCUCCUACCAGCUAAGCGCAAACGAGCACUUUGUACUGAACAUCCAGACGCGCAAUGAUGGAAGCAAGUUUGCGGAGCUCGUGCUGGACACCCCACUGGACCGGGAACAGCAGAAAAAGCACGAAAUGGUUCUGACUGCCUUUGACGGGGGGUCACCGGAACGCUCUGGGACAGCACUGAUAACUAUCACAGUGUUAGACGCCAACGAUAACGUGCCCGUGUUUGACCGCUCAGUUUACCGGGCGAGCCUGGUGGAGAACGCACCGAGGGGGACGCUGGUGCUGAAGCUGAACGCCACAGACCUGGAUGAGGGCUCGAAUGGGGAGGUGACCUACGCGUUUAGCGGGCACGCACCCCUCAAGGUGCGCGAACUGUUCAGCGUGGACCCGUACACGGGCGAAAUCCGAGUGAAGGGCAUUGUGGACUAUGAGAAAGCCAGUGUGUAUGAGCUGUACGUGCAGGCAAAAGACAGGGGACCCUCGGCUGUGGCUGUGCACAGUAAAGUGCUGGUAGACAUCCUGGAUGUGAAUGACAACGCGCCCGAAGUCAUUCUCACAUCAGUGUCCACUCCUGUCCAGGAAGACGCGCCACCGGGCACGGUGAUAGCUGUUAUCAGCGUAAUGGACCGGGACUCGGGAGAGAAUGGAAACGUUGAUUGCCAAAUUCCGAGCAACGUCCCUUUUCAGCUCCAUUCAUCAUUUAAAAACUAUUAUACUCUGGUGACGAGCGAGUUUCUGGACAGAGAAGCGGUGUCCGAAUACAACAUCACCCUCACAGCCCGAGACUUGGGCUCUCCAUCGCUCUCCACCAGGAAAACCAUCCUCGUUCAAGUGUCUGACAUUAAUGACAACCCCCCGCGGUUCUCUCAACCUUCAUACACAGUUUAUGUGACCGAGAAUAAUGCCCCGGGCGCUUCCAUUUGCUCUGUAACUGCAUUCGACCCCGAUUCAAACCAGAACGCCUAUCUGUCUUAUUCUAUUCUCGAGGGUCAGAUUCAGGGCAUGCCCGUGUCCACUUAUGUCUCAAUCAACUCUGACAACGGCAAUAUCUACGCACUGCGCUCUUUUGAUUAUGAGCAACUUAGAAACUUUCAGAUUCUGGUACAGGCGCAGGACGCGGGUUUCCCCCCUCUCGCGAGUAAUAUCACAGUUAAUGUCUUUGUCUUGGACCAGAACGACAAUGCACCUGUUAUUGUAUCCCCGCUGCCCAAAAACGGCACCGUGGCCACAGAGGUGGUUCCGCGGUCAGUAGACGCUGGGUAUCUGGUUACAAAAAUAACAGCGCUAGACGCGGACGCAGGGCAAAACUCCCGCCUGUCCUAUCAGGUGUUGCAGGCUACAGACCCGGGGCUGUUCAGCGUGGCUCUGUACACGGGCGAAAUCAGGACUAUUCGCCGGCUAGUGGAAAAAGACGCAACAAGGCAAAGACUGGUAAUAUUAGUCAAGGACAACGGGCAGCCGCCGCUCUCCGCCACAGUCUCUAUUGUCCUCACAGUGGUAGACAGCGUGCCCGAGUCGCUGUCAGAUUUCGGAGACCUCACACUCAGCCCACAGCCCCCCUCAAACCUCGCUCUCUACUUGAUCGUGUCACUGAGCACAAUAUCUUUAAUAUUCCUCGUGGCUAUUAUUGUGCUGGCUGCGGUCAAGUGCUACAAAGACAGGGAGACCAUCAGCGGGUACAACCUCCCCCCGUUCGCCUGCUGCUGUUGCGGGGGGUUUCAGCCCGAUCCGCCUCCGGAGGUGUUCAAAAAAUCCAACCUCAACCUGCAGAUUUCAUCCGCGGCCAAAGUGCCCACGAACUGCAUGGAGGUGAAUGGAAACAGCAGUCUCUCUCAGUCAUAUUGUUAUAAAGUCUGUCUGACUCCCGAAUCAGCCAAAAGUGACUUUAUGUUUCUGAAGCCGUGCAGCCCCGGCAGCACUCCCAGGAACAACGAGGCGAAGAGCGCGGAAAACUCGUGGAACGCGCAGAGCCGGAGCGCAUCUGUGAACAACGGAGCAACUACUCCCAACGAGCUGAAGCAGCCAAACACAGACUGGACUCUCACAAAGAAUCAGAACUCCUCCAUUAAAAGUUAUAACUCCAUCAACAUGGAUGGCACCCUCAUGCGCAAGGCCAUGCAUGCAGAUCCAGAAAACUAUGUCACAUCCAUGGCGCCUGGACAGUAUUGGACGUGGGGAACUCACAUGAGAGGGAUGAAAGACUAUAAAAUGUCUCCUUCCACCAGUGGGGUCCCCUCUCGCCCCUGGACUCCUCGGUGCACACCUCCUCCCCAACAACAGCAGCCAUCCAUCCCACCCCACCCUCACCCACACCCACACCCGCCCCCUGACUACCACCACAAUGUCUACAUCCCUGGGACACCAUCAGGCUUUUGCACCUUGAGGCCCGCGGCACAGCGAAGUGAGCUGGAUGUCCAUAAUUCUUUCUCCACCUUUGGAAAGAAGCGACGCCUUCAGAUGUCCCCCCAAGGGGAGGCUGCGAUUAUAAAUAAUGACCUGUACAAUGAUUAUAUUUUUUCUGAUCUUAAAAAUCAACAGAAACGACACACAUUUUUAGAAUCUGGACUACUGUUUCCUGCAGAUGAAAGGAUGAAUUCUUGGGCCGCUGUCUUUGUCUUGUCUGCAUUAUGGCCAAGAGCUUUGUCUGUGACACGGUACUCCAUAGAGGAGGAGAUGGAGAGGGGCUCUGUAGUGGCUAAUCUCGCUGCGGAUUUGGGACUUGAGCCUGGAGGUCUGGCACAACGAGAGGUAAAACUUGAUAUUUUCCAUAACAAAAAAUAUCUAGAUGUCAAUAAAAACACAGGAGAGUUGUUUAUCGUGGAGAAGAUGGACAGGGAGUAUCUUUGUCCGAUAAAAACCACCUCCUGUUUUCUAAAGCUUGACGUUGUCAUAGAAAGCCCUUUACGCAUCUUCAACAUUGAACUUGGAAUAACAGACAUAAAUGAUAACGCUCCGCAUUUUCGACGAGACAGAGUAGAGCUCGACGUUUCAGAAUCGGCAACACCGGGAGAGAGAUUCUCUCUGCCUAAUGCUGUGGAUCCAGAUGUUGGCACGAAUACAAUCAAAUCGUACAAGCUCAGUGCCAGUGAACAUUUCACCAUAGAAACUCAGACGGGCAGUGAUGGAACUCAGUAUGUUGAUUUGGUGUUGACUAAGUCUUUAGACAGAGAGGAGACUGCUGUUCAUAAUUUAAUACUGACUGCUGUGGACGGCGGGGUCCCUGUGCGCUCUGGCACUGCCAAUAUCAUUGUUAGAGUGCAGGAUACAAACGAUAAUCCUCCUCGGUUUGACAAGCAGACUUACACAAUUAAUAUGACAGAGAAUUCCCCCAUCGGAACCUUAGUGAUGAAGCUUAACGCCACAGAUCUCGACGAGGGUCUAAAUUCAGAGAUAGUGUACUCAUUCACCCUCUACACGUCAGAAAAAACACAAGAUGUAUUUGCAUUGAAUCCUAACACAGGAGAGAUAACUGUAAAAGGAACUAUUGACUAUGAAGAUAUGAAAUUUUAUGAGCUGCACAUUGAGGCAAGAGACAAAGGGACACAUCCCCUGCUGGGGCAGUGCAAAGUAGUCCAGAUUGUGGUUGAAGACAUGAAUGACAACCACCCAGAAAUAUCUAUUAAAUCAUUUCAGAGUCCAGUCAAUGAAAACAUAGAAUUAGACACAGUGAUAGCAGUAGUUAGUGUCAGUGAUAAAGACUCAGGUGACAAUGGAGUGGUUGAUCUUCAUAUUCCAGAUAAUAUGCCUUUCAAACUGAGGGAAUCCUCUGAUAACUAUUAUGAAUUAGUAGUGUCAGAGCCAUUAGACCGCGAGAAGGUCCCGGAAUAUGACGUCACUUUCACGGUGACAGACAGAGGUUCUCCUCCUUUAUCUGACAAUGAAACUAUGACGUUAGAGCUGCUGGAUGUUAAUGACAAUGUUCCACAGUUCCCUCAGUCAUUUUAUACUAUCCGUGUGAUGGAGAAUAACGCACCUGGAGCCUUGCUCAGUUCACUCACUGCGUUUGACCCUGACCUCCAUGAAAACCAGUAUCUAGUUUAUUUCAUCCUAGAGAAGGAGAUAGCCAACACCUCCAUGUCCAUGCUGUUCUCCAUCAAUCCAGAGAACGGCAAUCUUUACGCACUGAAAACUUUUGACUAUGAGAUCGAGAAGGAGUUUCUUUUCCACAUCGAGGCCAGAGACUCUGGCUCUCCUCCACUCAGCAGCAACGUCACGGUCCACAUCAUUAUUGUGGACCAGAACGACAACGCUCCGGUCAUUGUGUCUCCGUGGCGCGCGCACGGCUCGGUGGUGGAGGAAAAGAUCCCCAGAUCCACCGAUAAAGGCUCUCUGGUUGCCAAGGUGAUAGCCUUGGACACCGACUCGGUGCACAACUCUCGGAUUACCUACCAGUUUCUACAGGUGACUGACGCCACCUUGUUCAGUCUGGACCAAUACAACGGAGAGAUCCGGACUAUGAGGAUGUUCAGUUACAGAGAUCCGCGUCACCAGAGACUGGUUGUUGCCAAGGACAACGGGGAGCCUGCUCUCUCUGCUACAGUCACCAUCAAGCUGUCCACGAUGGAGACUGCCGUUACCUACUCUGACAUGACUGAGGUGCCUCUGGAAUAUGACAUCUUCUCAGACCUCAACCUGUAUUUGGUCAUCGGUCUGGGCUCGGUGUCAUUUCUCCUGCUCAUCACCAUAUUGGUCACCAUCGUGCUCAAGUGUCAGAAACCCAAGCCCAGCAAAGCGGCUCCUCCCUGCAGGAACAGUGUGAUCAGUGAGAGGAACUCCACCAUCGCAGAUUCCACUCUGGUCUCCAACGAUGCCUACUGGUACAGUCUGUUUCUAGCAGAGACCAGGAAAGGAAAGCUGGUGGUUAGACAGCCUGUGCCAAAGGGCUCCAGAUACAUCGUGUCCAGUAUACCGAGAGGGACAGGACUCACAGACACUAGUGACUCAGCACCAUCCACUCUGCAGGCAUCCACCACCAGCAGCGGCGGCAGUAGUUCCACAUAAGGCCAAACCUCCAGCUGCAUACUGCACUGACUUGACGCUGACAGGAAAGCUUCACGGAGGAAAGGAGAAACCCCUGCCCGUAAAACGCCCCCACAUCCACCCUGCUCAGUCUGAUCCUCACCGUGUAUGUAACGCUUUAACACUAAAUGGACUAAAGUGGAUAGUUAAGGACACAGCCCUCCCCCUCUCUUCCUUUAAGCACAUAAAAAGCCAAUCAACAAUGCCUCUCUGUCCAUUCAGUGUGCAUGACAAGACUGCAUGGCUUCAACCACAUGCCAAGACCUUUCAUACAAAAAAAGAAACAUUCAAGAGGAGAUACUUACAAAGAAGCAGACUGUAUGAAAAACUGCACCUGUGGACAUUUCAAGAAGCCUCAGCAAGGACGACCUGGAGUGGACAUGGGAAUAUUGAAAUGCCUUUGAGAGACAGUUUUCCCUCUCUAAAAAUGAAACACAUGUUGGAUAUUACAUUGUUAACAUCUGUGCUUUGUCUUACUCUAUAACAGCAUUGAUGUAUUAUAUAAGUUAGCCAAGAAGUGAAACAGCACAAUUUACUAAAUGUCAAAAAAAAGCACCAACCUGCGCUUUUUUAAAAGUAUGAAACAGAGGGAAUCAGUAUUUUAUAUGUGGUAGCUUUUAGCUGUUUUAUGUUUCGUAUUGACUUUGUGCUUUAUGUGUGAUCUAGGCCUAAAUAUGACUGAGAGUGCUGAGAGAUUAGGUUAAGUUAACCAGUACAUUAACAGAUAGAAGCGGGGCCUUCAGCCAUCAUGUAUCUGCCUUUCAUUUGUGUUUGCAUGGGAUAAUCUGAGUGCUUUGAUAGCUUUAGGUGUUUUAUGAUAUUGAGCAAUCCAUUUUCUGUAGCCAAGCCUCACUAUUGUGUUUUUCAAAACAAGGUGGAAUAAUAUAUUUUACUGAGGCAACAAUGAGGAAGUACAACAGCAUUAUACUAUUGUUUCUAUUAAGUGUACCUUCAGCUUAAACUUAAGUGUACAGUGUGCUUGAAUGUUACUUGGAGGGAGGAUAUUACUGGAGGAUAUGAGUUUGGGUGAUUGAAGUGAACACAAUGAACAAAGUGAGUCUUUGAGAAGGGAUUGAUUGAUAUCUCCUCAUGAUAACUGUAUAUACACGUAUACAACUUUCACUUUUUUAUUUUCAAAGCCAAAUUCUGGAUGCUCCCAAACUCAGCGUAUUCAGAUUGUGUACCAAGUUCAAAACUCACUUAAUGACUUAAUGUUUACUUUAUUGUCGACUGUUGGUUUUACCCAAUGGAAGCUGUGCUCAUGUGUAUUACUGACUACUGUACUUAUCAGCAACACAUAAAUGGGGAUAUAGAUAUGACUGAUACGUAUAUAUAUAUCUUAAUCUAUAAGUAUGCCUUUCUUUUUCAGUACCGGUGCUGAACUUCUUAAGGUGAACAAAAACAUGUGCCAUCAGAUUUAUAGGCCAAUGAGUAUGUGACACACUAAAAUAAUCUGACAUCAUGUAGUCGAACUCUUUAGCACAGCUCACAUUGCAUUACAUGUAUAAAGGUAUAAUGUUGAACGGGCAAACAUACAAUAAGUGCUUUUGUACAGUGGUACUUUCAUGGUGCAAUAUGUAGUAACUUGUGUAACGUGAGCUUACUGUAUUCUAUGUCUGUAUGAUCUAUUAAAUACAAAAACAAAAUAGGACAACAAACUUAAUGGUCAACCUCUGAAUCUUUCACAUUUAAUUUUUGUAUCAGAAGUCACAACAUUCUUUAGGAACUGCUGCACUAUUGUAAAAUGAGUUUUAAUUUAUGAAGCAGGUCAACCUUCAGUAAAUGUACUCUGAAAGAACGUCUGUGUUGACAUCUUAAUUGAUAUGAUCAUGUGAUCAAGUGGAACUGUAUGUUUGAUGACUAUGUUAAUGAGUUAAAGGCCUGCUUUAUGUCAUUAUGAUGCCUGCUCCACACUUGUCAGCUAUUAACUAACUUGCUAAUAUCUCACUUCAAUUGAUAUGUCAGGUAGCUCAUUUCUACAACAAAUCACAGACAGUAGAGCAGCACCACUCUGUCAGUAUGAUUUUCUUGUCUGAGUCACUUUAUGGAGCAGUAAAUUGCUUGAAUGCAUUAACUGCAGUGCAGUUUAUGGAUAUUGCAUGUUGGAGAUUUGUUGAUUUUGCUGACUCAGUGGCUGAGUCAAAGAGACAAACGGUGAAUCAAUCAGGGCAUGGGUCCCUACCCCCCACUAUGGAUCACCGAAGCUUUAGGGUGAUUGCAUGGCCUUCUUCAUUUUAAGGAGUGUAAGAAAACUUAUAAAUACCUAUCUCAGCAUUUAUUCACAGAGCCCUGACCCUCUGCUAAACAGCCUCAUCCUGCAUUAGACAAGUUAAAAGAGUUAAAACAAAAAAGAAAACUACUAAUUUUGUCAAAAAGAAGCCUAUUAAGUAUGUAUGAGUGUUUGAAAAAUAAAAUAAAACAGAAUACAGAUGGAGAAUUGUAGAAAAAGUUCCUAAAAAUAUCAGGAAAACUCAUCUCUGAUGCAAUAAUCAAGGGAAAUAAUCAGCUUAAGAUUAAUCCAAAUUGCUCAUUUUACACAAACAUCCUGCAGUUACCACAUUCACUAUUUCAGUUAACUGUACCAUCUAUCAGCUGUUUUGUAAUGUUGUUGUUAUGCAUUUAAUAUAGUAUGAAAAAUCCAUCAAAUGUGUCACUUAGUCAGGGGUCAUCAGUUUACUCAAUGAUAGAAAAGGGGUGGCUCAAAGAAAAAGGUUGGAGAACAGCUGCAUUAAGGGACAAAGUUACAGGGACAGUGUGCAUUAAUAAACAUUCCUGUAGGUGUGCAAGUUUUGCCAUCUUGGCAAAUUUUCAACUGCAGUCCCUGGGCAGGUGUGAAAGGCAGGUGAAAUACAUUAAGAGGAACAGCAUGCUGUAUGGUUCUUGAAUGUGUUACUCCCCAGCAGAGAAAGUGAUGUGCAGCAGCAUUAGUCACACUAUUGGAGUCAGCUUUAGUAAACAGAACUGUGUUUUGCACAUGAGAAUAGGGUGGAGUAUUCUGCAGAUUAUUUCUUGCUUUUGUUGUCACUGACAUGUUCUCAUGGCUGGUGAUUAUUGCUAACAGCUCUUAACUGUCUCCCUGACAUCAUUACAUCCAGCACACACACACUGGAGACUGCAGUGACAGACAAUGUACUUUGUUAUGUCAUCCCAUUUAUGUCACACAUUUUCAAUUCAAGAGUGUUCAGCCGUUCUAAUCCACAAAAUGGCUUCGAAAGGGUGGUACAUUUGCUUCAAGCCCCAAACCCUGUUAAUAUUCCAGAGAGUAGACUUUUCUACAGGGUGUUCAGAAGUGUGGCUUUUAUUUUUAUCUCAUCAUUUCUCUCUGAUACUGAGACAGUGUGAACAUGGCAGCAAAACAGGAAUGUUGACUGAAGUGGACCCACUGCCUGAACAGAAAUAUGGAUGAUUGGAAUUAAUUUGUCAGUGUUUCAUAUUAAACUUCAAUAAGACACAACGACAAACAGGAAUCUAUAAAUUACAGUGUAGUAAUCAUGUGGAACUGGGCAAAUUGUAAAUGAAUUACUGGUCUGUGUUUUCUCAUUGCUCAACCAAAUUGCAUUACAUAAUCAGACUGUUACUAUCUUUGCCUUCUAUAUCUGUAUAAUUGGCUUUACUUACAAGGGUCUCUUUGUGUAUGAAAAUUAAAGAUUGACAAUCUUCACACA